AUGCAGGCCGGCAGUCGGCGCACAAGGGAGGUAGAUGCAGUGCCAGUGCCUCAGUCACUUGUGCGGAACGCCAAAAACUUCCUCCUAGAAAAGCUUAAACGAGCCACUGCAGAGGACCUUCUCGUAAGCGACGAUGCAGUUGCUCUACCCAAGAUCAGGCCAAGGGUGGCGUAUCUUCUUCUGGCGAUCAACCUUGGGGUGUAUGGGGCGGGGCUUGUGGCUGGGCUGGGUCCAGAGGGCGCUGAUGCUCAACAGGAUUAUUUUUUAGCACUGGCCAAAACGGACGUCGGUGUAGAAGCUGGAGAAUACUACAGGUUAAUUACAGCAAACUUCUUGCACGACUCCUUUGUGCACCUGGGUUCCUCCUGCUACGCUCUAGCCACAGUUGCGCCAGCCAUUGAGGAGGUCCUCGGAUGGGACAUCUUCCUGGCCACAUACUUGCUGUCGUCAGUUGGGGGAUCUGUGGGCACCUUCAUUCUGGGCGAUGCGGUGACUGUGGGAGCCUCCAGUGGAAUCUUUGGCGUCAUUGGAGCUCUGGUGGCCUAUCUGUUGAAGAACAGAUCCCUGGAGCGCACUUCAAAGCAGCUGGUAUCCAUUGCUGGCGUGGUGGGCGUCAACCUAGUCAUGGGCGGGCAUGCAGCAGGCCUGCUGACGGGCGCUUACAUCGGCUAUGGACUCUCUCCUGUACUGCUGCCGCCGAAGAAGAGCUCGGAUGCUAACACCUCAGCUGUACAAGAGAAUGAGCAAAGAGAGCAAGAGGAUCAGGUAGAUGUAAUGCAUGUGGACCACAGCGGCGCUCUGCGCAGAUGGGCAGGCUAUGUUGCCUUUGCCGCGACAUUAGGACUCAUGACGGCUGGAAUAGUAGUCAUGCGCACAGGAGAGCUGCCUGCACCCAAGGGCCUUGAGCUGCUUGUAUUUUGA
This is a messenger RNA of Coccomyxa subellipsoidea C-169, 921 nucleotides long. RefSeq names its product rhomboid-domain-containing protein. The record is from RefSeq and is a predicted model, not a curated record. Gene Ontology annotation, cellular component: membrane. The coding region runs from base 1 to 921 and encodes 306 amino acids. Gene Ontology annotation, molecular function: serine-type endopeptidase activity. Lineage: Eukaryota; Viridiplantae; Chlorophyta; Trebouxiophyceae; Coccomyxaceae. The transcript is spliced from 6 exons.